AUGACAGAUGUAUCAGAUCUUCACACUAGUUUAACAUUUGUUGAACUUACCACUGUACACUAUAGUGCAGAGGAUCCAUAUGGUUUGUUGAAUGCCUACAUCACAUUGACACCAUUGAUUAUUGCCGUCGGUGCGAUCACUCUUUUUGUAUUUAGACGUGAUCUUAGAACUGCUGCUGUUUUUGGUGGUCUAGUACUAAGUGAAUCAUUAAACUAUGUUUUAAAGAAAUCAAUCAAAGAACAUAGACCUGCUUUUUUCAGUAUGUAUUACCCUUACACCUCUUUAAAUCGAUAUUAUGUCGAGAUGCUAUCUUAUCUAUUUUUACAAUAUAAUAUUAAUAUUAAUGAUGAAUUAAGAAAACAAAGUUAUGGUAUGCCAUCUAGUCAUUCACAGUUUAUGUUCUUCUUUGCUACACUUAUGACACUCUUUUUGAUUAGAAGACGUAUUAAGAUUUGUCAAUAUCUUAGAAGUGUAAUUAUCAUAUUCCUCUAUUUCUUGGCAAUCAUGGUUGCAUAUUCAAGAUAUCAUCUUUACUAUCAUACAGCUAAACAAGUGAUCUUUGGAAGUAUUGUAGGAAUGAUUUUAGCACCAAUCUACUUCUGUCUUGUAGAAUUUAUUUUUGUACCACAUAUCUUCCCAUUACUCAUCAAUUCGAGUAUUGGAAGAUACUUUUAUCUUAGAGAUACCUCCUCCAUUGAGAAUCUAAUGGAGUUUGAAUACAACAACGCCAUGAGAGAGACUCAAAAGAAGACAAAGAAAACAAAAUAA
This is a messenger RNA of Heterostelium album PN500, 768 nucleotides long. It is a transcript of the gene dolpp1, whose product is annotated as phosphatase PAP2 family protein. Bases 1 to 768 code for a protein of 255 amino acids. The record is from RefSeq and is a predicted model, not a curated record. NCBI's taxonomy places the organism in Eukaryota, Evosea, Eumycetozoa, Acytosteliales, Acytosteliaceae. Gene Ontology annotation, cellular component: endoplasmic reticulum membrane; intracellular membrane-bounded organelle. Gene Ontology annotation, molecular function: dolichyldiphosphatase activity. The transcript has 3 exons. Gene Ontology annotation, biological process: protein N-linked glycosylation; lipid biosynthetic process.